This is a messenger RNA of Linnemannia hyalina, 486 nucleotides long. NCBI's taxonomy places the organism in Eukaryota, Fungi, Mortierellomycota, Mortierellomycetes, Mortierellales, Mortierellaceae. The record is from the annotation of a GenBank genome assembly.
AUGUCUACAUACACGCGACCCGCCUUUGUCGACGGAGCUGUCGUCAAGGACCUCUUGGAGGAUAAGUCCAAGGUCCCCGGAAAAGACUACCUCAUCAUCGAUGUCCGUGAUUCCGACUACAUCGGAGGCCACAUCCGCGGAAGCGUCAACAUCCCCGCCCACGACAUCCCCGAAAAACUGCCCACCCUGAUCGAGGAAUACAAAGACGUCCCCCAACUGAUCUUUCACUGCGCCCUCUCCCAAGUCCGAGGUCCCAAAGCUGCCAACCGCUGGGCCGAGGCCCUUGCCGCCCGUGACGACGCUGCUGCUGCUGCUGACGUCGCUGCUACAGAACGCGCGGCAGUCGAGGCGGCCAAUAAAGGUCAUUUGGCACAGCAAGUCAACAUCCUUAGAGGAGGAUUCGGGGAGUGGCAGAGGCAGUACAAGAAUGACAAGAAUUUGGUUGAGGACUAUGUGGCCGAUUACUGGAUCGAUGACCAGUACUGA